UAAUAAUAUUGAAAAACUUGAAAAAUUCUAUUUAUAUUCUAUACAUAUAUUUGUUAAAUAAUAAAUUGAUACCAAAAAAAUAAUAUGUAACAAAUAUGUGUAUAGAAUAUGCCAAGAAUUUUUCACGUUUUUAUCAGUGAAUUAUUAAUGACAAACUUGUUGUACUAAUUACACUUGAGAAAUAUUGCAGGAUUAUAUCCAGUUCACUCGAUUGGCCCCACUUUUCUUUGCGGUCGAAGCAAAACAAACAAAAUCACGUGACUUGCUUGGAAAUAUAGCGCGAGAGUAUAGUACACGUCUACUGGAAGGGAGGUCCUUAAGAUUUAGGGUUGUACACUUUGAACUCUAACAGCCUGUAUUUGUUUUAAUAUUCGUAUUAAAUUUAAAAAUUUUAAAAUUUUAAACUUUUUUUGUUUCAGUUACUGAUGUCUUGGAGACAUUGAACAUUCCAAAGGAACUUGAAAAUAAUUUCUACUUGAACACUAUGAUGAAUAUCUGAAGAUAAUGACAAUAAUUCAUUGUUGCAAUUUUUAUAACUAUUUUUCAUUAUUUGCAGAUAAUAAAUUGCUCUCAUAAACAAGAGACGUAAAUUAGACAUAGAUUUUGCCAAUCACAUACAGAAUGUUUAUUUAAUUUUUAUUUAUGGUUUGUUUAUAAUUAAGUGUAAAUUACUACAGAAAUGAUCAUAAAUGAGGACAAGGAAAAUUGUAAAAUGUCAAUAUUGACACAGCCCUCUAAUAAUAAAUAAUCACUGACUUAAGAAGAUAAACAAAUGCAACGAACACUCAGAAAAAGAAAAAUCAUUGAUGCGAAAAAUCGUGAUGUGAACAAAUCAUAUUUAGUGUGAACUGUAUUAUGCAAAUAAAUGCAGAUGAAACUUUUGUGACAACUGUUUAAUGAUGGGAAGCAACAUUUGUAGCAAUUAAUAUCAAUAAUUGGAAUCAUCGAAUUUUAUUUGUUAAUACUAUACUAUUUUUCACAAUAACAUAUUUGAAACGUAUAUUAUUGAUAAUAAUUACAUACAUUGUAACAUUACAAUAAUCAUAAUAUUACAGUUAUAAAUGAUAUAAUGUGUUAUACAUGUACACAUGAUAAAAUAGAAUUACCGGCGCAGCAAACUGUAUGGUGCAAUUCCAAUGGCCUUUGAAUACACAUUGGAAGGGGAACCAUUUCUGCGGCACAUUUCUAAGGGUUUGCCAAUUCGAAGAACAGGAUUCUAAAUUUUUGAUGGCUUUUUCGCAAUCAAAUUCAAGAGAAUUGCAAAACAGAAAAAUCUUAGAGGAGUUACAAUUGAAAAAGCAGAUGCUCUUGAAACAAGGCGUAGCUCCAACUUUAAAUACUCCUCUAGCGGUUACACCGGCGGGAUCUCCUUCUAAUUUGCCUUCAACGCAACCUUCUGAUGGCAUUGCAAUGAGCGCGUCGCAAAGAGCUGCCUUACAUAACGCUCAUGCAGCUUCGUCAGGGUAUUUUGUGACACAAGACUCUUCUUUUGGCAAUUUAAUUUUACCUGUUCUGCCCAGAUUUGACAUAAACAAGAGUAAUUAAAUUAAAAAAAUGGCUAGCAUACAGCUCCGUAAGUUAGAAGAAUAUUUGCAACAGCUGGAUGGAUUUGAAAAGCCAAAAGUAUUACUUGAACAGUACUGUACCAGUGCACAUAUCGCAUCCCAUAUGCUGUAUACUGCUCAGACCCAAUUCGAUGAUGUAGAAGGUCAUACAGUAGCGGAUUUAGGAUGUGGAUGUGGUAUUUUGUCUCUUGGAGCACAAAUGUUAGGAGCAAGUCAUACUGUUGGUUUUGAAAUAGAUUCUGAUGCAAUUAACAUUUUUUCUAGAAAUUGCAACGAUACAGAAUUAUUCGUGGAAAUUGUACAAUGUAAUAUACUUCAGUAUUUACCAGGACAAUUCGAAAAAUACUUUGACACGGUUAUUAUGAAUCCACCUUUUGGAACAAAACGUAACGCAGGUGUAGAUAUGAAAUUCCUAGAGAUUGCUACGAAACUCGCAUCCAAUGCUGUGUACUCUUUGCAUAAGACAAGUACGCGCAAUUAUGUACUUCAGAAAGCGGCACAAUUUGAUGCAAAAGGGAAAGUCAUUGCAGAAUUGAGAUACGACCUACCGAAAGCAUACAAAUUUCAUAAGAAAGCCACUAUAGAUGUUCAAGUGGAUUUUAUACGAUUCGAAUUAAAUGGUUGAAAUAUUUUCAAGA
Molecule: messenger RNA, 2203 nt
Organism: Nomia melanderi (Alkali bee)
Lineage: Eukaryota; Metazoa; Arthropoda; Insecta; Hymenoptera; Halictidae
Source: RefSeq, a predicted model, not a curated record